AUGCCUGUCUACCGCUACCACUUGAAGUUUGAGCUCUACCCUUCUCCAGAUCCUACACAUAUCACGCCCGCCGCCGCAUCGACUCCUGAUAUCUGGAUACCCACCGAGAACUCGUCCAUAUUUGACGAGCUCCCCGCCCAUCCUCGCACCUGGCAGCUCAAGGCUCCGUCUUCAAGGCCGUCGUCCAAGAGGGAGCAGCAUCGAGACUAUAUUCAAGGGUGGAGUGCGGAAGCCGACCAAACGGAAGAGGGAGAAGAAAAGCGUCAUUCCGGACCAAAAUCGGAGUCGGCAGUAGUCAGGGACAGCUCAGACGACGACGCCGAGGAGGGGACGGAAACCGGCGGAGUUAUCGACUGCGGAGCGUCCAGACCAAAUCACCAAAACCCUGAAGACAAUAGGAACAUCGUCAGGCUCCCAGACAAGCGAUCACGCGAGACUUCUCCACCGCCAAAGUUCACGUCUGGAAUAGGACCGCGGACGGCAGCUAAGGACUGGCGCUUCGGAAGAAUCAGCAUCGAGAGUCUUGACCUGCAACGGGACGAGCAUCCGCAGGGACACGCACAAACCGAAGCGGAGGAUAAGAAGCGGAAGAAGGGCAAAGGGAAGGAUACCAACAACACCACUGCUGGAGCCGGAAAGUCGGCAGCAGCCAAGAACAACAAGUCAGCCAUGGCCGAGUCACAGAAAGAUCACGGACGGUCAUCCCAACCACAGAAGAAUGGCAACGGGAACCAUGUCCCCCACGGGACACCAGCGGCCUCUCUAGGCCCCAACCUUGGUGGAAUGGGCCAAGCCACCAAGGGACGAUUCCUCCCCCUCGAAACCAAGAACACGGAAGUUGGCUGGGGUAUCGUCCAUCUCUACCGUGAGGCCGACGAGAGCAGUGCUCUUCGGGCCGGGCUGGGUGCAGGCAGCGCCAGUGGUAGCAGCGACGCCGGUACAAGCAACGGAACUGUUAACAGCGGUGACGACGGCACUAUUCUCUGCAUCACUGCCGUUCCCAUGUACAUGAGUCCGAGUGACUUCCUGGGGUUCAUAGGAGAAAAGUGGCGCGACGACGUGAGCCAUUACAGAAUGAUCAUGACGAGCAAGUUGAAUCGGUACAUGGUUUUGAUGAAGUUUCGGGAUACGCAGAGGGCAAAGGAUUUUAGGGUUCAGUUUGAUGGGAGGCCGUUUGACAGUAUCGAGACCGAAUUUUGCCAUGUCGCCUACAUUCAGUCCAUCACCGUGGAAUCACAUGGCACCCAGAACGGUCACAGCACCACUGCCAGCAACGCAGGCGGAAACGGUAGCCAAGUUGACACCCUUCCCUCACCCAGCAACACCCUCAACCUGCGACCGUUUCCACCCCCGACCCCCAACCUGAUCGAGCUGCCAACCUGCACCGUCUGUCUCGAGCGCAUGGACGACACAGCCGGUCUCAUGACUAUCCUCUGUCAACACGUCUUCCACUGCACCUGUCUCCAAACCUGGAAGGGCUUCGGUUGCCCCAUCUGCCGCGCAACCAACCCCAAGCCCACCGCAGAGGAAACCGACCCGGAAAACCCGUACUCGCGACCCUUCGGCUCGGGACCUAUAUCUAACCUUUGCAGCGUCUGCGACGAACCCUCGGACCUCUGGAUCUGUCUCAUUUGCGGCAACGUCGGGUGCGGCCGGUACAAGGGCGGACACGCCAAGGAGCACUGGAAAGAAACGGCUCACAGUUUCAGCCUGGAGAUGGAAACACAGCACGUCUGGGACUACGCAGGCGACAUGUGGGUGCACCGGAUGAUCCGCGAAAAGGGCCAAGGCAAAGUCGUCGAGUUCCCCAGCCAUCACAUCCACAACAACAAUACCUCUUCGGAGCGCAACAACACCAAUCCCCCGGGAGACCGCGCCCCGGCAUGGAGCUCUCAGGAACAGACCAUGGCGGCGGUAGCCGGUGCCCCCUUGCCCCAUCAUGCCCCGGUGUCCGAAGACCAAGAAGUCGUCCCCCGCGCCAAGCUCGACAGCAUCGGUCUCGAGUACACCCACCUCCUCACCUCGCAGCUCGAAUCACAACGCAUCUACUUUGAGGAAAUGGUCGCCAAGGCAGCGGACAAAGCCUCCAAAGCAUGUGCCGCCGCAGACGCCGCCUCGGCCAACGCCUCCCGCGCCAUCAAGGAGUUGACCGAUUUUAAAGAGCAGCAUUUUCGCCUAAAGGAAGAAGUUGCCACUCUAGAGCGGGACCUCGCGCGCGAGCGGAAGCGAGCCGACAAGAGCACGGAACUGGCGAGGAACUUGUCGAAACAGCUCCAGGAAGAGAAGGGAGUCGGGGAAGGACUGAUGAAGAGGAUCAAGCACAUGGAGAAGGAAGCAAAGAGCACGCAGGAGGAGCUGGCUAAGCUGCGGCAGCAGAAUGAGGAGCUUAUCGAAACCAAUCAUGAUCUGUCCAUGUUUAUCAGUGCGCAGGACAAGUUGAAGGAGAUGGAGGCUGAGGGACAGGUGACGGCGGAGGAGCUGGAGGAGGGCGGGAUGGUGGUUAUUCCUCCUGAGCAGGGGUCGUCUUCUCGUAAUGGGAAUCAAAAUGGGGGCCAGCAAGGUGGUGGUGGUGGUGGUGGGAAGAAGAAGGGGAAGGGGAAGGGGAAGAAGUAG
Messenger RNA from Sordaria macrospora k-hell, 2613 nucleotides. RefSeq lists its product as uncharacterized. Lineage: Eukaryota; Fungi; Ascomycota; Sordariomycetes; Sordariales; Sordariaceae. The record is from RefSeq and is a predicted model, not a curated record. Gene Ontology annotation, cellular component: cytoplasm. Gene Ontology annotation, molecular function: zinc ion binding; ubiquitin protein ligase activity. Gene Ontology annotation, biological process: Ras protein signal transduction; protein ubiquitination.